UCCCCUUAAUUUGAACGUUCAACGGUGUUCUUUAUUUCAUCCACAAAAUCUUGAAUAUCAUUUCAGGUUGCACGGUCAGUAAUAUAAGUCUCAAAAUCUCCAUGGUCAGGGACAUACCUUACCAGUGCGUUGAAUGAUGGGGCUUGUUUCGGAAAAUUUGCUUCUUCAGUUUGUGGGAAUAAUAAUUACAAUCGCUGGUGCGAUAUAUCUUUACCUGAAACAUGUCGCUUACCAUUACUGGAGUUCGAAGGGAAUCGCGCAGUCUACACCUACUAUUCCAUUUGGAAACCUGUGGCCGGUCAUUACUGCAAAAAAGUCCGUGGGUCAACUGAUGCGUGACCUGUACUUGGACUGCAGGGAGAACCGCAUGUUUGGAGUCUAUUCCUUCCACAAGCCAACACUGGUGGUCUGCGAUCCUGAGAUAAUCCGGUUCAUAAUGACGAAGGAGUUCACAGCGUUCCAGGACCGAGGGUUGUACCACAACGAGAAAAUUGAUCCGAUGUCUGGCCAGCUAUUCUUGCUCAGUGGUCCGAAGUGGAGGCCCCUCAGAGUGAAGUUUACGUCGACGUUCACCACCGGGAAAAUAAAACAGAUGUUUUCGCUGGUGAAAGAAGUCGCGGUGAAACUUGGGAAGUGCACGGCCAAGGAGGUGGACCAAAUCGGCGUUGUCGAAGUCAAGGAUCUCAUGGCCAGAUUUAACACGGAUGUAAUAACUGCGGUAGCCUUCGGCCUUGACAGUAAUAGCUUGGAGAACCCGGAAGCGGAGUUCCGCGCUUGGGGCCGGAAACUUCUUGAACCUCAAAUUUUUAAAAAUAUGCUGAUGACACUGUAUCCGUCGAUCAUAACGGCGUUGAACAUCAGUUUUAAUGACAAAGGUACUUCCGAUUUCAUAAUAAAUAUCGUCAAGGACAGUAUCGCUCAUAGAACGGCCAAUCACGUGAUUCGAAAGGACUUCAUGGACCUGGUUAUCCAGUUGAUAACUAAGGGCUUUGUGAACUCUGACGACGGCAAAGACGGGAGUCAAGAUCCAGCUGCCAGUGAGAAGAUCACUCUAUUGGAAGGAGCAGCUCAGGUCUUUGUAUUCUGGGUUGCCGGCUUCGAGACGUCUUCUAGCGCCGCCACUCACUGUCUCUACGAGAUGGCGAUGAAUCAGGACAUUCAGGAGAAGCUUGCCGAGGAAAUUAAUACCGUGUUAGAAAAAUUCGGAAGCUUGACAUACGACAGCAUUAUGGAAAUGUCCUAUCUUGACAAGGUUAUUUCAGAAACGCUCAGGAAGUAUCCUUCCUUCCCAAUCCUAAACAGGCAGUGCAACAGGGAAGUCGAGCUGCCCGAGACCGGGUUUGUGAUCCCAGUUGGAACCCCGAUAAUCUUUCCAGUGCUGGGAAUCCACCAUGACCCCGAAAUCUACCCCGAGCCGGAGAGAUUUGAUCCGGAACGUUUUAACCAAGAGAAUAUUGCAAAGCGACACCAAUACGCUUACCUGCCUUUUGGAAAAGGGCCCAGAAAUUGCAUCGGCAUGAAGUUCGGACUCCUUCAAACGAAAAUCGGUAUCAUCACUCUGCUUUCCGAGUAUCGUUUCAAGCCAGGACCGGACACCAAAGACCAUCUACCCACCGAAACAAAAAGUUUUUUUCUCACUCCUCGUGGUCAACUUAUGAGCGACCUGUAUUCAAAAUUCAAGAAAAACCGCAUAUUCGGAAUUUACUCGUUUCACAAAGCCAACCUCGUGGUCUGUGACCCCGAAGUGAUCCGGUUCAUACUGACGAAGGAGUUCAGGGCGUUCCAGGACCGCGGCAUGUAUCGCAAUGAAAAGCUCGAACCACUUCUGGGAAACAUAUUCCUAGUCGAAGGUUUGAAGUGGCGACGUCUCAGGGCCAAGUUCUCACCAACGUUCACGACCGUGAAAACGAAGAACAUGUUCUCGACGGUGAGAAAAAUUGCGGACAACCUCAGCAAGCAGAUAGUCAAGGAGACCAACCGGAGCGACCUCGUUGAGAUGAAGGACCUCAUGGCCAGUUUAUUGUGCCAUGCUAAAAGAUUUUCCACAGAUGUGAUCGCGUUGGCUGCUUUCGGGAUUAAAAGCAACAGCCUGGAGAAUCCGCAAGCGGAGUUUCAUGUCUGUGGCCAAAAGCUCGUCGAGCCUAAGCCAGUGAGGAAUGCACUUGCCACACUGUGUCCAUCGGUGAUGAAGAUGUUCAACAUAAAAUAUAUUGACAAAGAAAUUUCAAAUUUGAUAAUCACCGUCUGUAAGAACAGCGUCGAAUACAGGAGGGCCAACAACGUCGUCCGAAACGACUUCAUGGACCUGGUCAUUCAGCUGAUGACCAAGGGUUACGUGAACUCUGAUCACGGUAAAAACACGCAACAGGAUCCAGUGACUGACAAUGAGAAGAUCACCUUGCUGGAAGCAGCGGCUCAAGUCUUCAUUUUCUGGUUUGGUGGAUUCGAGACCUCUUCUACCACCGCCACUUACUGCCUCUACGAGAUGGCAAUGAAUCAGGUCAUACAAGAGAAGCUUGCCGAUGAAAUUAACAGCGUGAUACAGAAGUUCGGCAGCUUAACAUACGAUUCCAUCACGGAAAUGACGUAUCUUGACAAAGUGAUCUCAGAAACCCUCAGAAAGUAUCCAUCCUUCAUGAUCCUGAACAGGGAGUGCAACAGGGAAGUCGAGCUGCCCGAGACCGGGUUUGUCGUCCCGGUUGGAACCCCGAUAGUCGUUCCGGUGUUGGGUAUCCACCGCGACCCCGACAUUUACCCUGAACCGGAAAAAUUUGAUCCGGAACGCUUCAACCAAGAAAAUACCGCCAAGCGACACCGAUACGCGUACCUCCCGUUUGGCCAAGGGCCCAGAAACUGCAUAGUCGUUUCUGUCCCUUCAACAGGCAUGAAGUUUGGCCUCCUUCAAACAAAAAUCGGUAUCAUCACUCUGCUCUCCGAGUAUCGUUUCAAGCCAGGACCGGACACCAAAGUUCCCCUACCUGCCGAUACAGGAAAUUUUUUUCUGACUCCGCAAGGUAGAGUGACGCUACGUGUUGAAAAAAGGGAGAAAAAUAAAAAGAAUCAACUGUAACAAUAAGUCAUUUUUUGCAUCGUUAUGUAUAUAUUACCGUCUAUGUUCUACAGAGAUUUUCUAAUUCCGAGAAAGAAAAAUGGUGUGAAAGUAAACUCACGUCAUACCUUACAUUCUUGCUACAUCUCAGUACCCAUUGACUGAAAUUUUCGUCACAUAGCAUACGGCCAAUACCAUAUAAGAUUGGUAAAUCAGAUGAUCCUGAAUCCAAAAGUGCAAAUUUCAAACACCUUACACGCAGCAUACAAUCCGCGCGCAUCUUAAAGAAUGCCAAAAAAUUAGCCCAUCUCAAAAUUAUCAUCUCUUCUAAUUUUCGAAAUGUAGGUAAAUGAUAGUUCUGAGGUACCGAAAACAUGCUUUCGGCUAUCGACAGCACAGCGCUUAUGAAUUGAAGUUGAAGGAACUUCCAAAUAAAUUGUAUAAAAUGAAAGUGCAUGACAAAUGGGUGCCUACACUAAUCGUCAAUAGAAUGGCUAUGUUAUGAGAAUGUACGUUAGGCUAUGAAAUAACCUCCAAUAAAACUUUCAGAAAACUUGUAAUUACAGUAACUUAGCAUGUGUAAAUAGAUUC
Molecule: messenger RNA, 3640 nt
Organism: Neodiprion virginianus
Lineage: Eukaryota; Metazoa; Arthropoda; Insecta; Hymenoptera; Diprionidae
Product: probable cytochrome P450 6a14
Exons: 11
Coding region: 134-3070 (978 amino acids)
Molecular function (GO): iron ion binding; monooxygenase activity; heme binding
Source: RefSeq, a predicted model, not a curated record